CCAGGGCCUGAGCCUGCCUGGGCAGCCGCCCCUUCCCGAGAAGAAGCGAGCCUCAGAGGGGGACCGAUCUCUGGGUUCGGCCUCCCCGUCCUCCAGCGGCUUCUCCAGCCCACACAGCGGGAGCACCGUGAGCAUCCCAUUCCCAAACGUCCUCCCGGACUUCCCCAAGCCCUUGGAGGCUGCAGCGCCCUCCCCAGAUAAUCUGGGUGAUAAGCACGUGUCCGUGAACUUUGUCCAAGACACAUCCAAAUUCUGGUACAAGGCGGAUAUCUCCAGAGAGCAAGCCAUCGCCAUGCUGAAGGACAAGGAGCCUGGGUCAUUCAUCGUCAGGGACAGCCACUCCUUCCGAGGAGCCUACGGCCUGGCCAUGAAGGUGGCCACUCCUCCCCCUUCCGUCUUGCAGCUCAACAAGAAAGUGGGAGAUCUGGCCAAUGAACUCGUUCGGCACUUUCUGAUCGAGUGUACCCCGAAGGGAGUGCGGUUGAAAGGGUGCCCCAACGAACCCUAUUUUGGGAGCCUGACGGCUUUGGUGUGUCAGCAUUCCAUCACGCCCUUGGCUUUGCCCUGCAAGCUGCUCAUUCCAGACAGAGGUACGCUGUCCGGUCCUCCGCGCUGCUCUGGCUGUCCGCAUGCAUGUCGGGUACGGCAGUGUCGGGUCCGUGAGGACCCGCCGACAGAAGUCAGACUGGAGUCUUCCUCUGUCAUGUGCCCUGUGGUGGUGCCGCGGACCCACACCCACCCUGAGGCUGGGGAGGGGUCUCCAGCCCCACUGGGGAUGUGNGUGGGGAGCAAGCGGUAG
This is a messenger RNA of Ailuropoda melanoleuca (giant panda), 799 nucleotides long. Its product is annotated as tensin-3-like. The record is from RefSeq and is a predicted model, not a curated record. NCBI's taxonomy places the organism in Eukaryota, Metazoa, Chordata, Mammalia, Carnivora, Ursidae. Gene Ontology annotation, cellular component: focal adhesion. The transcript has 6 exons. Bases 293 to 799 code for a protein of 168 amino acids.